AUGGAUGAUAGCUUGUUUGAUUAUAACAAUACGGAAAUUACAAAUUAAAUCACAGCAAUUAAUCUAAUUAAACUGAUCAGUUAAUUCAAUUGGUUGUCGUUGAAGUAUUAAUAAGUUUCGUUUGAUGUGAUUCUGACUCUUUCAGUACGAAUCGCGAUGUGCGUUGUUUGUGUUACUUGACAUGUACCUAUGUUUGAGAUUUCCUAAAUAGAGCUUUGAUGUGUUUAAAAAUAACAUAGUUGUGUCGCGACGGAUCUGGCGGCCGCGUCUGAUCUUGUGAAUCGAGUUCUUCACCAUGGUCGCUAAGUCUGUGCUUAAUUUUACUUUGCUUGUACUAGGUAUACAAGGAUCAGUGCUAGGUGCACCUCCUAUGGAAGAAAACCUACCACCCAGACCAAAAGGAGGUGGAGUAGAAACUAAGUUCUGUGAAUUUUUUAAUGAUUCUUCAGUAUGUGAUGAAACAAAAAAUCCCAACUGUCCACCUCCUGAAGUGAAAAGGGAUGAAUGUCAAGCGAUAGAAUCAGACAAGAGUAACCAUUGCUUUACUCUAUGGCAUUUCAACAAUGAAACAAACAAAGCAACAGUAAAAGUUAAAGGAUGUUUUCUUGAUACAGUAGCAUGUAACGACAGAGCAUCGAGUUGCAGAUUGCACAAUGUUAAACUGCCACUAUUACAUUGCUGUUGCGAAGGUGACAUGUGUAACGAGAACGCAACAUUCCCAGGCUUAGAAGCAGGAAUGUCAGCACAGACUGAGUUACCACCGGAGAGAAUACCAGCAUCACCAUUGCCAACCCCUGAUGAUGAUACAAAAGCUGUUAUUGCGUAUACAUUGACACCUCUAUUCAUACUGUUUGGGGUUUUAGUUGGAUGUUACUUACUGUACAGAAAACGCAAAGGUAGCUCUUUUGCUGAAUUGGCAAAUGGUGAAGCAUCAUUGUCCAGACCACCUUCAGCAGGUGCGGGUAUGGAUCACGAAACUGGUGGAUUGCUAAGUCAAGUUACGUUAUGCGAGGUUCGAGCGCGAGGACGAUUUGGUGCAGUUUGGAGAGCAAAGUUAGGACCAAAAGAUGUUGCGGUGAAAGUUUUUCCAUUACAAGACAAACAGUCAUGGUUGGCUGAACAGGAGAUAUAUCGCCUUCCAAGAAUGGAUCAUCCUGAUAUUUUACACUAUAUUGGAGUUGACAAAAAGGGUGAUAAUCUACAGGCUGAAUAUUGGCUUAUUAGUGCAUAUCAUGAGAAGGGUUCUCUAUGUGACUACUUGAAAGCACAUACCCUAACCUGGGCUGAAGCUUGGCGUAUAGCAGCCUGCGUUGCUCGAGGCUUAGCACAUCUUCAUGAAGAAGGAGGUGGUAAACCAGCAGUCGCUCAUCGGGACUUCAAAUCAAAGAAUGUGCUCUUAAAAUCUGAUAUGAGUGCUUGUAUUGCUGACUUUGGUCUGGCAUUGAUCUUUGUCGCUGGAAGAGGCUGUGGUGACGCUCACGGUCAAGUCGGAACCCGAAGAUAUAUGGCGCCUGAAGUAUUAGAUGGAGCAAUCAACUUCACUAAAGAUGCGUUCCUAAGAAUAGAUAUGUAUGCGUGUGCGCUUGUGUUAUGGGAGAUUGCGUCAAGAUGUGACGAAGGUGGUGUGGAACCAACCGCUCAGUACAGGUUACCCCUUGAAGAGGAAGUUGGCUCCCAUCCAGGAUUGGAGGAGAUGCAGGAAGCUGUUGUACAAAGAAAAUUGAGACCACACAUCCCACCGCGAUGGCGAGAACAUCCAGGACUAUUUGUACUUUGUGAUACAAUGGAGGAAUGUUGGGAUCAUGAUGCAGAGGCGCGACUGUCCGCCUCGUGCGUGCUCGAGCGUGUCGCAGCUCAGAGACCACCAUCAGCAACAGCCCCCGCCCCUCCACCUUUCACACACGACACCACCCCCCUGCUCAUCCACGAGUUAGCUGAACAACAAGUCUGCUGACCAGUCGCACAAGAUCUGCCCCUGAUUGAAUUAUAAGGGUCAGUACAACGAAUUUUUAUCAUGUUUGUGGUACCUGUGAACUGCAAUGAACUCCUUCCUAUUGUUCCUUUAUUUGUUGAUAAAGAAACAAAAAUGUUAAGUAGAAAAUCACGGUUUUUUGUUUUAGAUUCAAUUUUUGAAUCUAUUUGAUUUGAAAAAUGUUUAAAAUUUGCCCAUUUUUUUCAUCAAUCGUAUUUGUAAUGAUUGUAUUAUAGGAAUCAUUUUUUUUUAAUUAUUUUUCAUCCAAUCAGUAUUGAAAGUACAAUUAUUAUAAGGGAACAUGAAAGUUU
This is a messenger RNA of Papilio xuthus (Asian swallowtail), 2283 nucleotides long. RefSeq names its product activin A receptor type 2 punt. Gene Ontology annotation, molecular function: activin receptor activity; activin binding; metal ion binding. Gene Ontology annotation, cellular component: activin receptor complex; plasma membrane. Gene Ontology annotation, biological process: cellular response to growth factor stimulus; protein phosphorylation; activin receptor signaling pathway. The transcript has 5 exons. The record is from RefSeq and is a predicted model, not a curated record. NCBI's taxonomy places the organism in Eukaryota, Metazoa, Arthropoda, Insecta, Lepidoptera, Papilionidae. Bases 296 to 1954 code for a protein of 552 amino acids.